Fusarium fujikuroi IMI 58289 is the source of this 1632-nucleotide messenger RNA. Its product is annotated as related to transporter protein HOL1. NCBI's taxonomy places the organism in Eukaryota, Fungi, Ascomycota, Sordariomycetes, Hypocreales, Nectriaceae. The record is from RefSeq and is a predicted model, not a curated record. Gene Ontology annotation, biological process: transmembrane transport. Bases 1 to 1632 code for a protein of 543 amino acids. Gene Ontology annotation, molecular function: transmembrane transporter activity. The transcript has 3 exons.
AUGGGUCUGGGUGUUCUUCCUGAUCGUCACCUCUCCGAUGUCCCCGGAACAUCAUUCCUCAAUGAGAAGGGUAUUUCUUCCAGCCUCGAAACCGCUCCCGAAAAGGAUCAUUCCAACCUCAAGCAUGAUUCGACUGGCAAGAUCGUCCUUGUUCCUCAGCCUUCUGAUGACCCGAACGAUCCUUUGAACUGGCCGCGAUGGAAGAAGGAGAUGUUCACUGUCUCUAUCAUCGUGGGCUGCGGGUGCGUCGGUGCUAUAGGACCCCUUCUCGGUCCAGCAUUGGUGCCUAUCGCUGAGGAAUUCGACGUACCUCUCCAGAGGUUCAGUCUAGGCUUCACUGGAUCCCUGCUCAUUGCUUUGGCGUUCGGCAACCUUUUCUGCAACUCGUUGGCGAUGAUGAUUGGCAAGCGGCCGGUGUACCUCAUCACCACAUUGGGCCUCCUCUGCUCAACUAUAUGGACUGCCGUAGCCAAGGACUUUAUCUCGCUCGCCCUCUCUCGUGCCAUCCAGGGAUUUUGCAUGUCUCCGAUGGAAGCCCUGGUUCCUGCAUCAAUCUCGGACAUUUGGUUUGUUCACCAAAGGGGCUUUCGGAAUGCGGUUUUCAAUCUGGGUGUCCUUGGUGGCAUCAACCUUGCUUCACCUAUCGCUGGCGCUAUCAUCGACCGAUAUGGCUAUAAGACCUGCCUCUGGGCUAUGGCCGGUGCCUUUGGACUUCAGCUUAUACUCACCUUCUUCUUCAUGCCCGAGACAGCUUACAAGCGCUCAACCAAUCCAGACACCCUUGUGAGCUCUCACGUGGAGGGACAUUCUGCUGUGGACGACAAGAAGGAGUGCGUAUCAGAAGUUGAAAACAAAGCUUCAGUUUGUGACAAUGCACCCAUUCCAGAGCCUCGUUCAUUCAUCUGCAAUCUUCGACCUUGGAGCGGCUACUACGACGCGUCUGGAUUCUGGUAUAGCAUGUUUGCGCCUUUCAAGAUGCUUGGUUCUCCCGUGGUCAUUUGGGGAUGCUUCCAGUUGACCAUUUGCAUGAGCUGGCUGGUGCUCCUUGCAUCCACGGCUUCGCAAAUCUUUACUCAGCCUCCAUACAACUUCACCGUUGCCCAGGUGGGUUUGACAAACCUGUCAUCCUUCGUCGGUACCUUUAUCGCAACCGCGCUGGCCGGUAUCAUGGUGGACGGGUUGGCCACGUUUAUGGCUAGGAGAAACGAGGGAAUCUACGAGCCUGAAUUCCGUCUUCCAAUCCUCGUCCUUCUGACUACACUUGGCGGCAGUGGCUUUUUUGGCUACGGCCAGAGCCUUUCAAACGGCGAGCCUUGGCCAAUCCCUGUCAUCGUCUGCUUGGGCAUGAUCAACCUUGGAGUCCAAUUCGGCAUCGUUGGGCUUGUAUCCUAUGUCGUCGACUCGCAUCGUCGCGAGGCUGUUGAAGCAUACGCGAUGAUGAGUUUCACCAAGAAUGUCUUUGCCUUUGGCAUGAGCUUCUAUAUGAACGACUGGAUUGAGUACCAGGGCGUGAGGGAUGCCUUCUUCGUGAUUGGAGGUAUAACUAUGGCACUAAGCAUGGCUACCAUCCCCAUGUACAUCUACGGAAAGAGAGCACGAAGCUUUGCAUUUCGCCAUGGUUUUCUUCUAUAG